Molecule: messenger RNA, 800 nt
Organism: Cutaneotrichosporon oleaginosum
Lineage: Eukaryota; Fungi; Basidiomycota; Tremellomycetes; Trichosporonales; Trichosporonaceae
Source: RefSeq, a predicted model, not a curated record
CCGACCACCUCGGCUUCGAUACGCCCGUGCGAGGGCACAAGGCUACGGCUGCCUCGCCUUCAUGAGGAUCCGGAUCUCCACCGAUCCACCGUCACUCAUAAUCUCACUCUCCAUCUGUCUCUCAAUCGACCUCUCCUCCAACCGCAUCCACGUCUUCAGCCACAAGCCACUACAUAUUGCGCCUCGGAGGCCUGAGCCCUCCGCCACCCCGCAUACCCUCCGCCGCACACCCAUGCCGCAGUUCACCUUCUUCAGCUCGCCGGCGCCGCCAUCACCGCCGCCGAGCGCCAAGUCGCGCAGAUUCAGCCUGCAGCUCCACAACCCCCUGCCGCCAUACUAUGCGCGCCGCAAACGCCCUAUGUCCGAGUACAAGCCCGAGCCCGACUCACAUAUGAAGAGCCACCAGCUCAAGGCACAGGGCGAGAUGCUCAAGACCAAACAGGCCAAGCUCGCCGCCCAGGUACCCCCCGUGUCGCCGCCCCUCUGGCACCGCCCUUUGCCACGCGUGCCGCGCGCCCUCCCCAUCCCUCCCGCAGAGGACCGGUGCCGCUGCUCAAUCUGCAAGCGUGCCGAGGGUGAGUACACCGCAACGCCCGAACUGCGCUCACACACAGCAUCCCAGGGCACACAAAACGAGAGCGACCGCCUGUCACGUCUCUCCUUGACGUCGGACGAGUCACAUAUCUCGCGCUAGAUUGCGCUCGUCAGUGCUAUGCAUCCGCAGCCGGAUCGGUCGAAACGAAGGACAGUUGUAACUUGUAAUGGACACCCCAAGAAAUUAGUAACCCGUAUCCUGUGAC